Cheilinus undulatus (humphead wrasse) is the source of this 2690-nucleotide messenger RNA. RefSeq names its product K(lysine) acetyltransferase 7b (gene kat7b). The coding region runs from base 167 to 1834 and encodes 555 amino acids. The record is from RefSeq and is a predicted model, not a curated record. NCBI's taxonomy places the organism in Eukaryota, Metazoa, Chordata, Actinopteri, Labriformes, Labridae. Gene Ontology annotation, molecular function: histone acetyltransferase activity; zinc ion binding. Gene Ontology annotation, biological process: regulation of DNA-templated transcription. The transcript is spliced from 14 exons. Gene Ontology annotation, cellular component: nucleus.
UGAGGGGAACAUGGCGCGGUAAACCCUGGCAACCCUGUUCAUAUAAACUUUUGCCUAGAAAUAAUCAAUACACAGUAAUUGAUUCGUCUCUUUCUAAGAGUUUAGGGGAUUUAUUUUGAAUUCGGGACAGGAAAAACCGCCAGGAAUCUCUGCGUAUAGAAGGAAAAUGCCUCGCAGACGACAGAGACACAUGGCUGGGAGUGGCUCAGAUGGCACAGAAGACUCUGACUCCUCCGCUGAAAGAGAGCAAACAAACAGCUCAGAAAGUGAUGGAAACGCACACAAGAGACAGCGCCUCACCAGAGCCUCAACUCGCCUUAGCCAAAGCUCUCAGGAUACUCCAGACUUGAAGCGAGCCGUGGACCAUGAUGAGUCUCCACCCUUGACACCAACAGGAAACGCCCCCUCAUCUGAGUCUGAGCUGGACAUCUCAAGCCCCAACGCCUCCCAUGAUGAGAGCCAGGCCAAAGAUCAAGCCAACAGAGACUCCGAUAAGGACCAGUCUCAUCGCCCCAAACGUCGUCGCUGUCACGAGACAUACAACUUCAACAUGAAAUGCCCCACACCAGGAUGCAACUCACUUGGACAUCUCACAGGAAAACAUGAACGUCAUUUUGCUGUAUCAGGCUGCCCUCUGUAUCACAAUCUAUCAGCUGAUGAAUGCAAGGUGAAAGCUAUCAGCCGUGAGAAACAAGAGGAGGAAGUAAAAACUCAAGAAGAAAACAACUCACGCCAUGCAACUCGUCACCAGACUCCAACAUCCAAACAGAGUCGAUACAAAGAGCAGGUGGCUGAGAUGAGGAAGGGAAGAAACUCUGGCCUUCAGAAAGAGCAAAAAGAAAAGCACAUGGAGCACCGUCAGACACAUGGAAACACCAGAGAACCUCUUCUGGAGAACAUCACCAGUGAAUACGACCUGGAGCUCUUCAGGAAAGCACAGGCCCGAGCUUCUGAAGAUCUGGAGAAGCUUCGUAUCCAGGGUCAGAUCACUGAGGGCAGCAACAUGAUUAAGACCAUCCUAUUCGGCCGCUAUGAGCUGGACACCUGGUACCACUCACCAUAUCCCGAGGAGUAUGCACGCCUUGGUCGCCUCUACGUCUGUGAGUUCUGCCUCAAAUACAUGAAGAGCCAAACUAUCCUCAGGAGACACAUGGCCAAGUGUGUGUGGAAGCAUCCUCCAGGAGACGAGGUGUACAGAAAAGGAGCAAUAUCUGUGUUUGAAGUUGAUGGGAAGAAGAAUAAGAUCUACUGCCAGAACCUGUGUUUACUUGCCAAACUCUUCUUGGACCACAAAACACUCUAUUAUGACGUGGAGCCUUUUCUGUUUUAUGUCAUGACUGAAGCUGACAACACAGGCUGCCAUUUAGUGGGAUACUUCUCCAAGGAGAAGAAUUCCUUCCUCAACUACAACGUUUCCUGUAUCCUGACAAUGCCACAGUACAUGAGACAGGGCUUUGGAAAGAUGCUCAUCGACUUCAGUUACCUGCUGUCCAAAGUGGAGGAGAAGGUGGGCUCACCAGAGAGGCCUCUGUCUGACCUGGGCCUUAUCAGCUACCGUAGUUACUGGAAAGAAGUGUUACUGAGAUACAUGUACAACUUUCAAGGCAAAGAGAUCUCCAUCAAAGAAAUCAGUCAAGAGACUGCUGUGAAUCCAGUGGACAUUGUGAGCACCCUGCAGUCAUUACAGAUGCUCAAGUAUUGGAAGGGGAAACACUUGGUGUUAAAGCGACAGGAUCUGAUUGACGAGUGGAAAGCGAAGGAGAUCAAACGAGGCAACAGCAACAAAACCAUUGACCCAAGCUCGCUGAAGUGGACCCCACCCAAAGGGACAUGAAGCACCCAGAACCUCAGGCUACUCAAUGAACUCGCCUCUAGCCUCACCAGCCACAAGUAGCCUCGACCCAAAACUGUCAAUAAAGACCAGUGCUCUUUCUUUCUUUCGGACAUGUUUUCCCCUUAUUUUUGUCUCUGAACUUUUUUUAAUGACUUUUUUUACACUUUUGUUUAUAUUUUAAACUCCACGUUACAAAUCAGAUGAUUUUUGGCUGAAAAAUGUGUCUAAAGCAGUCUCUCCUUUGUCCUAUUUCUUUCAAAACUGCCUACAUCUGCGCUUUGAAUGUUAAAUGGUCCAGCGUGGUGGAUAUCAUGAAUGUUUUGCUUUUCUUUGCAAAAAAAUCCUACAUUUGGCAGCAUUUACAGGCUGACUUUUGUUUGGAUUAAUACAAUAACUGUUAGCAUGAACAAACUGUAAGCAGAGUGUACUUUGAGAAAUGAUGUACGGUGAUGUCUUUGGUUGGUGUUACAUUGUAUAGAAGAACUGUGUAUUCCUCCAGCUCCGUCAGUACAGGAUCUGGACCCACUCCGCUGACAAACCUGCCAAAAUAAUGGUGCAUUAGUCGCUUAUUUUAAUUUUCGGGGAAAAUUAAGAAAAAGACAAUACCACUGUAAUAAUGCACAUAGAAAUAAACCAACCUCAGGUUUUUAUACUGAUACAAUCAUACCUUGCUCAUGUGGUUUCUCCAGAACAUCAGGUGCAGUGGUUGUUGCAGAUGGACUUACUCUGGUUAAAAAAUCUGUGAUCAACAGGAAGUUCAACAUUUGACUGUCUUUAUUUGUACUUUUAACCAUAGAUGUUAAAUGUGUACUAGCAGAUUGAUAUUUUUAAUAUCAAUAAAGCUGCCUUUAAUUUU